Messenger RNA from Hippocampus comes (tiger tail seahorse), 9788 nucleotides. RefSeq names its product cilia- and flagella-associated protein 47-like. The transcript is spliced from 66 exons. The coding region runs from base 439 to 9741 and encodes 3100 amino acids. Lineage: Eukaryota; Metazoa; Chordata; Actinopteri; Syngnathiformes; Syngnathidae. Gene Ontology annotation, biological process: cilium assembly. Gene Ontology annotation, molecular function: protein binding. Gene Ontology annotation, cellular component: cilium. The record is from RefSeq and is a predicted model, not a curated record.
AGAAACAACUCGCCGUGUUUUAUUGUACUGAAGCCGAAGGUUGCAAAAUGUCGGCGAGUCGUUUCCCCGGAAACAAACAAGCGUAGCGUCGGACCUCUGUCAAGGUAACGACGACUUGGAAUUUGCGUAAAGGAACGAAGCCGUAUGCCAGUAUGAGUUGAACAUUUCGAGGCAACAAUUUUUACUCACAACGAAACAUUAAAUUCCCAUUUCAGAGACAUCUUACACGUCACGCGCUUUACGUUGCCGCCGCGUACCAACAUAUUGAGUUGUCGAUCAACGCGUGUACUAUUUGAUCAUUUUUACGCGAUUGAUGUUACCAUAGCAAUGGAUAUGUUGGACGGCGCCCCGACGAAAACACAAAUAGAAAGUGGAUAUCUCGAAAAACACGAGUAACGUACAAUAAUUUUCUUGGGCGCUUUAGAGAAGUAGUUAAUAAUGGCCAAGAAUUGCGUUCAUGUUGACCCGCCGUUCGUCGAAUUCAAGGACGUGCAACUGGGAAAGAUCUACAAGACUGUCAUCACAGCCACCAACGUUGGCAGAAUCACGAGGGAAAUAUUCUUUGAAAACCCCAAAUUAAAGGUUUUUAAAUUCUCAGCACCCAGAAUUGCUAAGAACGUGGCGCCUGGUUUGUCUGUGAGUGGCUUACUGGAGUUCAUCCCCGAGGAAGAGGAGGCGGUCACAGACUACAUUUAUGUUCAUGUAGAUGCAGCGGAAGCCAUUGAAGUCCCACUGCAGAUUUCUCCUCGGGGUUGCUCACUAUCCAUGGACUCCGAAUUGGACUUUGGCUUUAUUCCUGCCAGCAGUCAGAUCAUCAGCAGAUGUAUUCCUAUCACCAAUCACGGAUCAGCGUCAGGUGUGUUCCAAGUGCUGCACAUUGGAGAUUCCUUGGUCCGACUUUCUCCUUCCAGUGGAGUUGUAGCGGCUGGCGCCACCAGACGGUUGACAGUUGAACUGCACGCUGACAAACCCAGAAAAGUUGAUGAAAAUGCCAUGGUCAGGCUUCAGAGUUGCUCCACUGUGGUUCUCCGGAUCAGAGCUCACGUGGUUGAACAGCAUCUUGAGAUCUUGGACUUACAGGGGGCUCCCGUGUCCCGUCUGUGCUUCGGACCUGUCUACUUUGGGACAUCCCGUGUGGAGCGUGUGGUCUUAACAAAUAAUGGGCCCCAAGCAUGCGACUGGGUCUACUUACUUGAAGGUUCUGCUGCCGGGACCGAAAGUGGAGCAAACCUUGACAACAGCACAGAUGUCGCUGUGCUGGCCAAAAUGCAGCGGUGCAGCCCAGCCCCCCGCUGCCCAUGUCCGGUAGUGGAGUGCAUUCCGAACCAAGGCCGAUUGGGACCAUAUAAGAAAACGACUGUAGCAGUACGCUUUAGCCCCAUUUUCCAUAGACUACAAGUGAAACCUCGCUGCCAAGCCACUCGGCAGGACUAUUGUCUUUUUCUGCACCUGGACUCGGUUAGAAGCAAACAUGGCUUCACUCAUCGAAAUGGCACGAGCACUGUCGAGUUGGCUGUUACGGGCACCGGCUUGCCUGUGGCUCUGCUUCCAAGUCCCUCCAAUAGAUUCGACUUUUCCACCUGUGAUGUGGGUCAGCGUGGGGAACACCUUUGCGUGCUGCAGAAUCUCUGUCCGCAUCUUCCUAUCCACUUCCGCUUCCGGAAGUUGGCACAUUUUGGUGCUCAGCCCUCCUCCGGAACAAUCGCCCCUGGACUGUGUCAGGACGUAGUUUUGUAUUUCAACGCACGGCAGCAGGGGAAGUUCCAAAUGUGCCAGAAACUUGAUGUUUUGGGCUACGUUGCUCGCCAGAGGUCGAAUCACACCACUGAGGAUGACGCUGAACUAAGGCUCGGCAGCUUUUACACCAUCUCACUACACCUCUCAGCCAUCUGCAAAAUUGAGAUGACCCCUCCUUCGCCGAAAUUAAAUCCUGGUAUUACACCAACAGUGAGCAAUGCGACGGGCUUACGUCCUCACGUUGCAUCCGGCCAGCUGGCCUGCUGCUAUGGAAUGGUGCGUGCGGCUGUAGUCAGCGCUCGUAAGACAACCUUCCACAUGCAUGACAGGAAGAAUGGGCAAAGUUUAGCUGGUGAGGAAUUUCUGGCUUUGCCGAAUGACCGAGCCACCAGCGUCAGACCGGCCUCACGACACAUGCAGUUUCGGACCAUCUUUACCGGAGUACAGCGAUACACCUAUGUGGAUCCUGAUUAUGGCUUCACCUGGAAGGAGGCGGAGCACAGACGUCUACACAGACAAAGUUACACCGACUUCAUCAGGCAGCUCAGAGAAACACGGCUGGAGAAAAUCAAGACAAAACUAGAAGCGCAAGGGGACAACUUUGGGAUUAUACCCGCUCAAGGCCUCGAGCCGCCUAAGCUUGUCCUCCGUGACUCGAAGGCCAACCAGAAGUCAAGCAGAAGGCUGUGCUAUGCUUCCUGCGCCCACCCGCCCAAGGGCAAAGCCCCCAGUGCCAGGCAGGGCUCAGUGGAGUCGCAUGCAGUUCCAACUACUCGCCAGGAGAUGACAGACUGUGACAAGACUUUGACACCUAAGGAGCUUUAUCAGGUUAUCAUAGGCCCAUCAUUCGUGGAUUUUGGUGAGGUGUGUUUCCACUCGGUGUGUGAGCAGAAGGUGGAUCUAAUCAAUCCCCUGCCAACGUUUGUGCGGGUGCAGUUUGAGGUGGACUGCUUUGAGCUGCAGGGUUCAUCUCCCCUGUCUCACGUGCUGCCACCAGUUUCCCACAAUUCGGUAAACCUGACGUUUCAAAGCAACAAGCUGGGUCAAUUCUACAGACCUGUGUCUUACACAGUGAAUCAGCAGCAUCCCGGACAGAUUCUGGUCAAGGCUCAAGUUGUCCGAAAUUACCUGGAAUUGUCCACCCACCUGUUGAUUCUUGGUCCCAAUGCAAACCUGCUUGCCGCAUCAGGCUACCGAAACUCAGUUACUCUUCGCAACCCGCGUAAUCAGCCAGCAGAAUUCACAUGGCGGCCUAUUGUUCCAGAGAGUGGCAUCCUCUUCUCAAUUCGACCAGCUACAGGCACAGUGGAGCCAUACAGCGAACUGGAUUGUGAAGUGGUGUGGCAUGCGUCUUUCUCAUCCCCUCAAGAAGGAGACUUUGACCUCUAUUGCUUUGAUGGCAACAUACAACGCCUACAUUGCAUUGCUAAGGUUGGCUCCACUUGCAUCCGACUAGCAGAGAACCGGCUGAUGUUUGAGUCUGUGCCUCUCAACAUGCCCUCUGUCAGAACUAUAAUCUUACACAAUAAUGGCCAGAACCACGCCUACUAUCGAGUGCUUGAUGUAUGCCCUCUGCCAUGCAUGGUGGUCAUCCCGUGCGAGGGAGUGGUGCCCAGCCGAGGAAAGUCUGUCCUAAAGAUCCACUUCAACCCUGACUCUGUCAUGAAGUUUGACACCAGAGUUGCGAUAGCUGUGAAGAACAUGAAGCCCAUCGAGGUUCGAGUCGGUGGAUCUGUGGAGCCUCCUAACAUUGAUAUCAGUGUGUCCCACUUCCAUUUCUGCGGCGUCCAUAUUGGUUCUGAGAGACUGGUACCCUUUGCAGUGAUCAACCGCUCACCAGCUGCAGCUCGUCUCACCUUCAACCUGUCACAAUAUCCAAACUUCUCUCUGCAGCUUCCUCAGCCUGCUGCAAAAGAGAAUCAUCCAGUUGUGAGGGUACUGGAGGUGCAGGGACACCAGACAGUCAACUGCUCUCUUGUCUUCUCCCCAACCGAGUCAGCCGACUACGUCUUUGACCUGCCGUUGAUGGUUAAUGGAAUGAGAUGGCCCGUUGCUUCUCCACCGCCCUCCCGCUCAUCUAGCUCGCCCUUCUUUUCAUCUGACAGCAAGUGUGUUAUCAAAGUGAUUCCCUGGUCUAUCAACAUGGCAAUGCAACAACCGCACAUACAAGCCACAGUGCUGUGUCCCCCACUGGAAAUGUCCCCACCAAGCCUACAGUUCCAUGUAGAAGCUUUUGCACAACCUUCUCAGUCCUACACAAAGACACUGGAGCUCAAAGCAGCAUGCGAGCAGAGCGUCUGCUGGCACGGCAUCCGAGGGAAGAGCGUGCGCUGGCGGUUCAAGCGCAACGACACGACAGCGCCAGAGGGUAGAGGAGAGGGCGAGCUACAUUUGUCUGUGUCUCCAUCCUCCGGUUGUCUGGGGCCCGGUCAGUCCAUCUGCUUGGCAAUCAGCAUCAUGCCAGAGGCAUUUGCAACUUUAGACACGGUGACCAGACUUUCCCUCUCACUUUACCUGGGCGACAAAGAAGGGGGCAAGAUGGGGGGGCAGCCGUACAAAAAGCUGCCCAUCACUGUUAUCCACCAAGUGCCCGGUAUAAGCAUCAGCCCGCCUCAUUUGCUCCUGACGCCAGUUCCCUUGGAAAGCAGCAUAACAGCCAAACUUACUCUGCGGGCUUCAGGAUACGCCAGAGGAACCAGUUUAACAGCUGAGGUAGAUGAGGUAGAUUUGGACGAUGGAACCACAGUGCAGCCAAUCUGUGUCACCUUCCCCGAGGGGAACACCAUUCCCGCCCAAAAUCAGGCGGCCGGCGUGAACUCACUGAUCUGCCGAGUGUCGUUUUUCUCCAUGGUGACUCUGUCCAUUCGCACAAGCAUCACUUUCACUGACCACCUAAAUAACAGAUUUAAGGUCAGGUUGUGUGCCACAAGUGACAACUGUUUGUUGACGGUGUGGCCCCAAAUGGCUCUUGAACGCUCCAAGCAGCAAAUAGUUCUCAGGGCUGGGGCCACAGUUAUUGAAACCAUCACAUAUCACACACCAAGUCUUGCAUCUGACCAAACGUCCUCCCCCUCCUUGUUUGAACCCAUCAGCUCGACACCCAAGAACUCAUCAUCAGACUCCUUUGCGCAAAGUGAGAGCGGGAGUCAAACCAGCAGCCAAAGUUUUCGAACCAUAGACACCCCACAGACUGAUAUCGGCGUGCCGCUAUUCCCCACUGCAACGUCAGUGGAGGGCCAAUAUUACCAGAGUGUUUUAUUAGCGUUGGAGAGGUGGUUCAGCUUCUUUGGAUGGCUGACUGGGCCACACCCCAUCACGAUACCACACACACUCAGAAGGAUUAUUUCUGAAGAUGCAGUAAACAAUCCCAAGGGACAGGCACAGGGAGUCAGCCAAAAAAAAGACGCCAGAUCUGCAGUGGAGAUGAUUCAUCAUCUGGCGGGCAGACGGAUUCCCAACAUUUCUCACUGUCAGACCUUUUCCACAGACGUACACCAGCGGACGCUGCAGUUGCUCCAACAGCAUGAGGCCAUUUUUGCUUUUCUCAGAGUACAGGGAGCUUGUUUGAGUCACAUCCGAGCUGAGUACCUCCUAGAUGUGCUGGAGUUCAACCACUGGUGCACCCUGCAGUCUGAUGAGAUCGAUCCAGAAGUGGACUACAAUAAUGUCGACUAUGAGUCCCUGAGCAAACGAUGCUGGACUGAUUUUCUCCUGCAAAUAUAUAAGGUCUUGGUGUUGUCUCGCGUGUCGGAGUACAGUCCCAACCUAACUCGUGACAGAUGUCAGGAAGAUGAAGAUGGAAUCCUCAACAUUCAUUCACUGCCCAGUAACCUCUACUCUCGCCAUGAGCUCCAGCUUCUCUCCUGGCUUAAUUCACAUUAUCAUCACAUGAGGGAAACAGUGUGGGCUUCGGGCACUGUCCCGCCGGUCCGCUGGAUUGUCAAUUUUGAUCUGGACUUGAUUGACGGACUGGUGCUGGCUGCAUUGCUCGCUACCUAUUGCCCAUACCUGGUCUCCAGCCAUUUUCAGAGGAUGUACACCACAACUCCCAGCCUGGAGCAGAUUCUGCACAACAACAUCAUUAUUGUCCAGGCUUUAACCAUACUUUCUCUCAACAUGGACCUCCAGGUACAAUUGCCGAACUAUGGCUCUUCCUCUUUGCUGUUUCUACCCGUUGUGGGUUACAUCACUGGUUUUAAAGUGGUUUAUCUAUGUCUCUCUUUUUUUAAAUUUUUUUUUUUAAUCACAAAAACGGGUGUGCAUAGCCCAACAUGUAAGAUCCGAUUUUAUGUUAUGAGUUUGUGUAUGCAGCCCACAGACUUGUCAGAUCCCAACCCGGUGCAAAUGUUGAUGCUGUGUGUUCAUUUAUACGAGAGACUUCCUCAGUACCAGCCCAUAAACACCAUCACUCUCUCUGGAAGCCUGCACAGAACUUUGAGCAAGCAGGUGCAUUUGAAAAACCCAUCCACUUGCCUCGUCAAAUACCGGACCGUCCUUCUCGGACGGGAUGCCACUCUGUUCUCCCUGCCUGAUGGCUCUGCUGUUACCAUUCAUCCAACAGCAAGCACUGAUCUGACGGUGCAGUAUUGCUGCUCAUUCCUGCAGCCGAAGGAAGCUAUCCUCCUGCUCAUCUCUACUUCAGCUUCUGGCCUGCAUGGCACCACUUUGACUUUCAAAGUCGACACCUGUGUUAGUCAGAUCACACCCACAAAAAGUGUCAAGUGCAAGACUCCAUGCUAUGUGCUAAAAGUGAUUAAACUUCCAGUAACAAACACGUUCAACGUGGAAGCUAACUUCAGGGUGAUUCUGGUUGAGUCGACAGUCAACCCGUUGGAAUCAGAAAAGGAAACCGACAGCCUCAUUCAGCAGGCAUCCUUCAAGAUCAAGAAUGAAAAGAAGACUUCCGACAGGAGCUGUCACGAGGCGAUGGCAGGAAAGGACUUAGAUCGUAGUUUGCUGUCACAUACAACAAAGAAGCGCACAAAUACGAGUGAGUCCUUAAAUGUGUUGCAUGUUUGUGUGUCUUUUGCAGACGGUGAUGGCGGCGAGUUCAUCAGCACAGUGAGCAGUGUUAGUCUGAAGCCCGGCCAGUGCGACAUACUCAACCUCCAAUUCCUUCCCUUCUGUCCAGGAGCCAAGUAUUGUGCUGUGUUACUCAUAUGUCCCCAGGUCGGCGAUAUGGUCUACAUGGUGAAGGCAACUGCAGACUUGCCGCUACCUUCACCUUUCAGAGUUCGGCACAGCUCAAACAUAUUCACCAUCCCCAGGAAUUCUGUGGGCUUGUGUGGCUGUGUGUCAGCGCUGCGCCUGCGCUGCACUGUCGGACAGACCUGCGAGGAGCUCAUCCGCCUUCCCCUGAUCAACUCGUCUUGGGAAAGCGCCCUUGCCAUGUGGGCACAACACAGAAUGACCGCCAUUGAACUUCAGAGGCGGAUGCUGACUUACACUUUGCAUAGCAGCAGUGUGAGAGCAAGCAUGGCAGCAUGCAUGCUUUCCAAAAAGCAGAGCCAAAUGAGAGGUGUUGACUACAAAAACGGGGUCGUGUACAGCGUGGAGGUUUCAUUGCCUCGAUACUUUACUGUACCCAGCACUGUGACGAUGCCUCUAAAGAAAGACACCAACAUAUGGAAGAAUCCUGCAGAUCACGAUUGUGGAGGAUCUGUUCAUUUGGACUUUAGUUCACCCGCUCAGCAUUCUGUCACACAAGAUAUACCUCUGCAAAAUGAGACCCAUCAAGACUGGACCUUAAAGGCUGACUUGUGUGGUGACGGCUUCUAUGGCCCGACCGUUUUGAAUGUACCAGCCGGGACGAGAGCUUGUUACCCUCUCACUUUCCAUCCCACUUCACAAUGCGUUGUCAUGGUUUGUCUUCUUACUUUUACCUCCCUCUUUCAUGUCUUUACCAUCCGAGGGGUGGGUGAGCGCCCCCUGCCUGUGGAGCAUGUCGUACUACGCUGUCCCGUGGGCGAGACCACUAGCAGACAGCUGAAUGUCCCGAACUACACUCAGAAGACGCUCUCUCUUCAGGUGAUGACUGACCUAUCCAUUAUUAGCGGCAAUUCAUCCUUAAAAGUUCAACCCGGUCAAAGCGCACUGUACACCCUGGCUGUGUUGCCACGGAAACGUGGGGAGCUAUCAGGUUAUCUGUCAUUUGAUGAGACUGAUCAGAGAGAUGAGAGAUGUGUUGACAAAGGUAAUAUUGUUGGACGCUACCAAGUGUUCUACACUCUGGAGAUAAUAUGUGAACCAGGAUCACCUGUGAACACCUUGAACGUGCAGUGCGCCGUUCACAGCUCCGUCGCCAUCGAGAUCCCCGUCAGUAACCCGGGAGGAGAGCUCCUCCUGCUCAACGUGGACCUGGAAGGAGCUGACUUGUGUGGAGCGGACUGGGUUUUAAUCCCCCCGCAGGAAACACUUACCUAUAAGGUCACAUUUUCUCCGGGAAAAAUGGGGAAGAGCAGAGGCAGCGUGGUGUUCCAGUCUGAACCAGUCGGAGAGUUUUGGUACCAGCUGGAGCUUUAUGCCGUUCCCUCUGCUGUUGUGACACUACCACAGGCUUGCUGUCCAUUGGGCAAGUGGACGAGACAGUCUAUUGCAGUGGUCAACCCAACGGCAGAUAGAGUGAAGGUGACCGUGUCCAACAGUAACCCCAGAAACUACACCCUGGAACUGGGUUCAGAAAGCACUCUUACUGUAGAGCCUUACUCUGCCACCCAACUGGGGGUGCUCUUCACCCCAUCAUGUAUUGGAGAGUGCAACCACGGAGCAAAGAUCACUUUCGCCUGCCCUCAGUUGCAGCAAUGGUGUGUGUUGUUGUUCGGGCGAGGUCUCAUGCCCGGACGGGAGGAACCUUUAAGCAUCUCCUGUGCAGUUGGCGCCAGGGAGUCCUUCAUCAUUCGCUUCAAAAAUCCCACCGAGCACCCAGGCACACUUGGGCUCGCACUUACAGAUAAAGAUCCAAGUGCUGGCCCUAGCUUGGUUCCAAUGACUCCUGACAAGGACGUGUUCUCUCUGUCUCUGAGCCAGAUGGAAGGUGUACAGAUAAACGAGGGCGGCAGUUUGGAUGUGCCGGUGGUGUUUGCACCCAAGUCUAUGGACCCACAACAGGCUUGGCUGUGCAUCUCGAUGAAGCCACUCAACACCGCCACGAGUGGAAAAAGGGCCAGAAAGAAGCUGUCGACCAUCUGUUGGAUCUACCCUCUCUGCGGGAUUCCCCUGAGAGCGCCUGUUGAUAAUUCACCACUCUGCCUGGUCCAGUGUGAAGCGGGCUGCCAGCUGGAGAAGAGGCUUGAUAUCCUGCUCACCGGAUUUGUGCCAGGAGCUGAAAUUAAACAUGAAGUUCCCCACGUGUUUGUGGAAGACUUCCAAUGCGAGGUGUGUUUCGAAAGUGAAACCGAGGACUGCCUGACUGCCUCCAUCGAAGCUGGGAGGAGAGACCCCGAGACCGGCGUUGUGACGCUCACCAUCAAUCUGCUCCUCAGUCCGGUCAAGCAAUGCAGGUGCUCAGCAAUUCUAGUGGUGCAGCAUGCGUCGGGACAAAUCUGGGAGUUUCCACUGGAUGUCAUCGCCACGGAGGCCCAGGUCGAUGAUGUCAUUGACACAGAUGUCACAGAGUUUGGUCAAACAUCCGCGCUGGGCUUCUGCUUGACCAGCACCACUCGGAGGCCGGAGCCUUUCACCGCAACUUUCCAGCCGGGCAGCAGCAAUGAGUUUGCCGUCAGUCCAGCUUCUGGAAUGUUGCCCCCCGUCGAUUCCAGCGGCGCCCUCAUCAAUGUGUUUUUCACCCCCACCGCCAAAAAUCAGAGGCACAACGCAAGACUUACCAUCAAGGCGUCCGUCAUGCAGUGGAUUUAUGACGUCAGAGGCGUAACCGCUCCUCUGUCUGCACCGUCGUCCAGCCACGGCGCCGCGCUCCUCGCCAGUGAACAGCAGCCCAACUUUGUCACGAGGAACCGGCGCAUUCCAGCCCUGGCAAAUUCAGCGCCGCUGAAAAUCUGCAAAUGACUCUUCAUCUCUCUCUGUCGAUUUCAUGCACAGGUGUCACACACACG